Molecule: messenger RNA, 2289 nt
Organism: Seriola dumerili (greater amberjack)
Lineage: Eukaryota; Metazoa; Chordata; Actinopteri; Carangiformes; Carangidae
Product: protein L-Myc-1b-like
Exons: 3
Coding region: 322-1473 (383 amino acids)
Biological process (GO): regulation of transcription by RNA polymerase II
Molecular function (GO): protein dimerization activity; RNA polymerase II cis-regulatory region sequence-specific DNA binding; DNA-binding transcription factor activity, RNA polymerase II-specific
Source: RefSeq, a predicted model, not a curated record
UACACAUUGUGGGGCGGAUCUAGUGUCUGUUGUCUGAGCCCCGGCGUUUUUUCCAUCCUUUUGUUUUUUAAACUGAACUAAAACAGAAGUAUAACACCACAUAUUUUAAACCCAGUCACAGCUCGGACAGCUUUUUAUCCGUCUGAUCCCCGUGAACCGUGGACACUUUGCUCUUUGGCUGCUGCUCAGGGGCUUUGGAUGCCCUGAAUUUCGCACUGGGAUUUACGGAGAAACCGGUUGUACGGGACGUUCUUCAGAGGCCACUGGUGUCAUUUGAUCAUUUCUGGGAAUAAACUCUAGAGGAUUUUAUUAGCUAAAAAUAUGGAGUUCGACUGUUACCAGCACUAUUUCUUCGAUGAUUUCGACACCGAGGAGGAUUUUUACAAGUCAACCGCACCAAGCGAGGACAUAUGGAAAAAGUUCGAGCUGCUGCCCACCCCUCCCAUGUCUCCCACCCGAACUCUUAGCGGUGCUGCCGUGCACCUCUCACCGGGAGACAAGCUCAGCUGGCUGUCCAAGGUGCUGGGUCAGGACGAGGAGUGUGAGGGUCAGUUCAUCCCAGAUACGGAGGAGCUUUUCGGCAACCUUAGCUCCAUCAUCAUCCAGGAUUGCAUGUGGAGUAGUUUCUCCGCCAGUAAGCAGUUGGAGAAGGUCAAUGGGAGACUGUCAGCUGCGGCGCAGACCGGUGCCUCCCCGCUGGCUCAGAUCUCCGUGAGACCGAGCAAAGCGCAGUGCGUCUCGCCCACUGGCCCGCUCGCUGCUUCGGCGACAGACUGCGUCGACCCCGCGGCUGUUCUCACCUUCCCGGCAAACAGCUGCAGGAAGCCGGCGUCGUCUGGCUCCGAGUCUCGCUCUGAUUCCUCUGAUGAUGAAGAGGAAAUCGACGUGGUCACUGUGGAGAGCAAGCAGAACCGGAUGCGACUGGUGAAUGUCAGAAAACCGGUCACCGUCACAGUCCGGGCCGACCCCUGCCCCAAGCGCUUCCACAUGUCUGUCCACCGGCAGCAGCACAAUUACGCCGCCCGAUCCCCAGACAGCGAGCCAGAACCUGAGGAUGAUGAGGAAGAUGAGGAAGAGGAGGAGGAAGAGGAGGAGUAUGAGGAAGAGCCUCAAAGCAAACGUGCCUGCAUGGCAUCCAAUCAGCAUCCAGGCUCUUCAGCUCGUGGGUCCCAGCCUGCCUCCCCCUCAGAGACUCCCCAAAACUCAGACACAGAGGACACAGACCGCAGAAGGAACCACAACUUCCUAGAGAGGAAGAGGAGGAACGACCUGCGGUCUCGUUUCCUCGCCCUACGGGAUCAGAUCCCCGGCCUGGAGUCGGCCAAAACUCCAAAGGUGGCCAUCCUGACCCAGGCAACAGAGUACCUCAUGGAGCUGCACACCAGGGAGAAACGGCAGCUCCAGGAGAAGAAGCGCCUCAAAUCCAGACAGCAGCAGCUUCUCCGCAGAUUAACUGAACUGAAGCGCUCUUGAGACUCAAAAAAAAGUGUGCUUUUGAAAUGAACUGCCUCAUUCACAGUCAAGAACUUUGCUAAGUUACCUGUCACUUUUGAAAAGCUACAGUUUUUUAUAUAACGACAUGCCUCAUGUAAAUAGCCGUGAAAUAAAUUCUGUUUGUAAUUCAUAUUGCUGUGGGCUUCCAAUGAAUUGACUGUGCUGGCCUGUGAACCUGUUAAUGGGGAGGAGCAGUUAGAUCCCAGUGUGCUGUGUUUUUUUUUUUUUUUUUUUUUUUUUUUUUUCCCACAGUGUUUUUAGUUUUGAACAGGGCGGGUAAAUGAAUUGAAUUUUAUAGCUAUGACCAAGAUAUUUCCUGGUAUGCUGUGAUGGGAAUUGAGACAAGUUGUUUGUUAAUAGUUUACCAGUGUGAUAGUGAACCUGUGUAGCCUUCAGGAUGUGCGUGGAAGUUGGCUCAGAGGUCUUCAUUGCACACUUACAAUGGAGUGAAGUGUGAAUGUCUUUCUGUGUACAUAAGAGUGCAUAAGUACAUAAGUUUGUAUGACUGAUUGUUUGAUGUACAAAUUGUUAUGUAAAUAAUAGCUUAUCGCUCCUGGUGGAGGAGACAAAAUCAAGAGCUGUCAUCGGGUAUUGCCCCUCUGUAAUGUGCCACCAGGCACAGAGGAGCCUCUAUUUUGUUAAGAAAAUAGGAAAAUGGACAAAAAAAGUAGCACUGCUGUACUUUAUAUUCACACGUCACUUUGUGAUUUCAAUGCUUCUCCUGAUUUUGGUUGAUUUUUUUUUUUUUUUUAAAGCAUGCUAACAUCAACAGCAACAUAAAAUUUUUAUACCAUG